This is a messenger RNA of Homarus americanus (American lobster), 1215 nucleotides long. RefSeq lists its product as uncharacterized. NCBI's taxonomy places the organism in Eukaryota, Metazoa, Arthropoda, Malacostraca, Decapoda, Nephropidae. Bases 81 to 959 code for a protein of 292 amino acids. The transcript is spliced from 2 exons. The record is from RefSeq and is a predicted model, not a curated record. Gene Ontology annotation, molecular function: structural constituent of cuticle.
CCGCAGCACAGCACAACCAUCCGGUCCGCAGAAGCCACUCGUGCAGGUUGGAGUUCUGGGACCAACUAAACUAACUGACUAUGAAGAUUCUGGCAGCUAUCUGUGUGCUCGCCGUCGGCGUCAGCGCACAGGUUGGGCAUUCAGGGAUCGUUAGACCCGAUGGUGUCAACACUCAGUUCUCUCAUGCCUUCGCUGAUGAUAUCGCAUUGGUAGGACCUUCUGGUAUUGUUACCAAGUCUGGUCAAAACGUACAACUCACCUCCGACCUCCACUUUGUUCCCCGUGCCAAGCGCAGUGCUGGUAUGGUGUCUGCCAAGGGCAACAUUGGUCACUCUGGCAUCCUACGUGCUGAUGGUACCACCGACCUUUUCAGCCACGACCUUGCUCAUGACAUUCUCCUCAUCGGGCCCUCUGGUGUGGUCACAAAGUCUGGCCGCAACCUUCAGCUCACUGACGACUUGAGGAUCGUGAACCCACGCUUCAGGCGCAGUGCUGGUAUGGUGUCUGCCAAGGGUAAUAUUGGUCACUCUGGCAUCCUACGUGCUGAUGGUACCACCGACCUUUUCAGCCACGACCUUGCUCAUGACAUCCUUCUCAUCGGACCCUCUGGUGUGGUCACCAAGUCUGGCCGUAACCUCCAGCUCACUGACGACUUGAGGAUUGUGAACCCACGCACCAAGCGUUCAGUUCCUUUAGUUGGACCCUCUGGUAUGAUCACCGCUGAAGGCAUCCCCAUCCAGUUCUCCAAGCCAGGCACCACCAUCCUGCUUGACGGACCCUCCGGCUACGUCAUGAGCGACGGCACCCUCGUCCAGAAGCGCAGCAAGCGUCAUCUAGUCGGUGAGUCUGGUAUCAUCACCUCUGAUGGUCAACAGAUCCAGUUGGAGCACGGAGUGAAAGUGGUCCUUGCUGGUCCCUCCGGUAUCCUCCUCUCCAACGGCAAGAACAUCCAGUUGUAAUGAGUUGCCUGACGUCUUAAAGCGACUCUCUAGUCUUGAGAUCUUCUUAAUUUGUGAAACAAACACCAGGUUGGUCAUUAAACAUGCACGCUCGGUCAUGUAUAAACUGCAGCAGCAUGAAAAUUUAAGACCUUUGUGAAUAUUGUCACCAAGAUAUUUUAUUCUAUAGUUUUACCAAUUCAAAAUUUUGCCAAAAGUUUUACAGUGAAGAAUUUUGUUGAGAAGAACACUGUGAAAUAAAACCUUAACCAUACAA